This is a messenger RNA of Drosophila ananassae, 3435 nucleotides long. RefSeq names its product pre-mRNA-processing factor 39 (gene Prp39). Lineage: Eukaryota; Metazoa; Arthropoda; Insecta; Diptera; Drosophilidae. The transcript has 8 exons. Gene Ontology annotation, cellular component: commitment complex; U1 snRNP; U2-type prespliceosome. Gene Ontology annotation, biological process: RNA processing; mRNA 5'-splice site recognition. Bases 66 to 3230 code for a protein of 1054 amino acids. Gene Ontology annotation, molecular function: protein binding. The record is from RefSeq and is a predicted model, not a curated record.
GUCAGUGUUGCAUUUCUUUUUGCCUAUCGAAUCCUGUCCCGAUAACGAUUACUGGUGUAAUAAAUAUGGCGUCAGAGGAAAACGUUGCGAUGGAAAGUCCAGGUCGUCGCACUCGUUCAGGUCGGAAGGCCGCUUCGCCGGCUGUGUCAGCUCCGGCAAGAAGUACCCGCCGCACAUCGAAGAGGAACGCCCAGUUAAGCGACCACGAAGAGGAGCCGGCUAAAGAGAUGAUGCCGGAUGAAGAGAUGGACCCUGUGCCAGUGCCGGCCGAACAUUCAUCCGCCGAACCCACCUUCGAUGAGCCGCAGAUGGACGACGAAGUUGAAAUGAUACCCGUUGAAUCGGGCGGCGUGGACGAAAAGAGUUCCUCGUUUCCAUUUGGAGCAGUGGCAGAGCAGCAUUCAGAGACCAGUGAUGACAUCAAGGAGACGCGGGGCGAGGACACCCUUCUGGCCUCCCUGGCCGGGGACAAUGCUAAUAGUUUGCCGUCUGUGGGGGGUAACGAUGAGAACGACACCAAAAAAUCCCAGGGCUUUGACUACAAAGACGAAACAGGGCAUCCCAAUGCCGACAAACUGAAUUCGUCCGAGGAUUCGAGUUCGCACCAUGCCAUAGCUGAGAGCUUGGGCGACGAAGCGGACACCAGCAAUGCCACUAUUGUCAACACCGAAAUAAUUUCGGAAGACGAACUACCUCCGCCCAGCAAGCCGGAAAUAAACGAUGCAGAAGAGGUGUCGGACGAGGAACUACCGGCUCCGCAAAGAGCUGAGUUGCCCGCAGACGCAGAGGUCAUCUCCGAGGACGAGCUCCCUACCCACAAUAACAACAACAAUUCGAGUGACCCCAAGGCGCCUUUGAAGCGAAAGGCAGACAAAGAAGCCGAAAACGAGUCGGAUGAUAAGAAAGUUGUCAGUGAGGCGAACUCGAAAGAUAAAUCCCUUGAACAAUACAAUCCAAGUAGCCCCACGUCCGAAAGCAACGAUGCUCAGCCUUUGGAAAAGAGGGCAAAGGUUGAUGAUAGUGAAGCGAAGGAAAAAAAGAAUGAAAAGGAGCGCGAUAAGGAGAAAGCAAAAGAUACAGAUAAGGACAAGGAGAAAGAGCGCAAGAAGUUGCCUGACCUAGACAAGUACUGGAGGGCUGUAAAAGAAGACUCCACCGACUUUACGGGCUGGACCUACCUGCUGCAGUACGUGGACAGUGAGUCCGAUGCGGAAGCGGCGCGAGAAGCCUACGAUACAUUCCUCUCCCACUAUCCCUACUGCUACGGGUACUGGCGGAAGUACGCCGACUACGAGAAGCGCAAGGGCAUCAAGGCCAACUGCUACAAGGUAUUUGAGCGCGGGCUGGAAGCAAUUCCUCUGUCAGUUGAUCUAUGGAUCCAUUACCUGAUGCACGUCAAGUCCCAGCACGCCGAGGAUGAGCAGCUUAUCCGCGCCCAGUACGAGCGUGCGGUGAAGGCUUGUGGCCUGGAGUUCCGGUCGGACAAGCUCUGGGAUGCCUACAUUCGUUGGGAAAAUGAGUCGAAACGCUACCACCGGGUGGUGCAGAUCUACGACCGGUUGCUGGCCAUUCCCACCCAGGGAUACAAUGGACACUUCGACAAUUUUCAAGAUGUCAUCAAUCAGCAUGCGAUCACCAGUACUCUGGGCAAUGAUGAGCUUAUGCGCCUGCGAAAGGACUACUACGAGCGUCAGCAGAGCAAGGCGACCAAGUCCUCGUCCAAGAGCCGACGCGACAGCAGCAGCAGUAGCUCCAAAGACAAGGAUUCUAAGGGCGACCGUGACAGGGAACGGGAAAAGGAUAAGGAGAAAGAAAAAGAGAAGCGGGAGUCUAGCGGGGGUAAGUCGCCAAAAGAUACUAGUGAAGCUAAUGUCGAUGAAUCAGACAAUACCACCGAUCUGACUGAAAGCGAGUCCCCUGCCGCCACAAAGACAUCAGCGCAGAUCGACUUUAGUGAUCUAAGUACCCUGAACGACGAGGAGAUAGCGAGCAUUAAGGAUCGGGCCAUAUCGGCGCGGCGCAAGAUUCACAAAGUGACUGUGAGUGCCGUGACGGCCCGCUGGUCAUUCGAGGAGGGCAUAAAGCGACCCUACUUCCACGUUAAACCCCUUGAGCGGGCUCAGCUGAAGAACUGGAAGGACUACCUAGACUUUGAGAUCGAGAAGGGGGAUCGCGAGCGAGUCUUGGUCCUGUUCGAGCGAUGCCUGAUAGCUUGCGCUCUGUACGAUGAGUUUUGGCUCAAGAUGCUCCGCUAUUUGGAGUCAUCAGAUGACGUGCCGGGAGUGACUCAACUUAUCCGCGACGUCUAUCGCCGCGCCUGCCGCAUUCAUCAUCCGGACAAGCCCAGUCUCCACCUAAUGUGGGCCGCCUUCGAAGAGUGCCAGAUGAACUUUGAUGCUGCCGCCGAGAUUCUGCAGAACGUCGAACAGCGCUGCCCCAAUCUCCUGCAGAUCGCCUAUCGCCGCAUAAACGUGGAGCGACGGCGCGGUAACAAUAACAAGUGCCGCGAGUUGUAUAAGAAUUAUAUUGAAAGUACAAAGAACAAGGGCAUCGCUGGAACUUUGGCAAUCAAGUUCGCCCGAUUCCUGAACAAGAUUUGCCACGAUCUCGAAGCGGGCUUGGCCGAAUUGCAGCAAGCGCUAGACCGCGAUCCGGCCAACACUCGAGUGGCCCUCCAGAUGAUCGACCUCUGCCUUCAGCGGCCAGAUGUGAACGAGCAGGAAGUCGUCCAAAUAAUGGACAAGUUCAUGGCCCGCACCGAUAUCGAGCCCGACCAGAAAGUGCUGUUCGCUCAGCGUAAGGUCGAAUUCCUGGAGGAUUUCGGCAGCACAGCUAAGGGUCUGCAAGACGCCCAGCGUGCCCUUCAGCAGGCGCUCAGCAAAGCCAAAGAAAGUCAAAAGAAAAGCGAUGGCAGUCCAAGUCGCAAAAAUGCCUCGGCUAAAGAUGGAGCUCCCGCUGCGGGCUCAUCAGGCACAGCAGGCUCAUCAGCUGCUUAUAACAACGGUGGCUCGGCCACGGCGACUGCGGCAUACAACUAUGGAGCUGCCGGAGCAUCCGCCUAUUAUAGUCAGACGGGAAGCGCUGCGAGCGCAGCCUAUCCCGCAGCCCAGGCUCAACAGCAGACGUCGUACGACUCGUAUUACAAUCAGUGGGGCUAUGGGUCGGGUGGAGCCACCGGUAGCGGAAGCUACAACUAUGGCCAAUGGAGCGGAUACGGCAACUACUACUAGGGUUAGAAAGAAUCAACCGCAACCAGCUCAUCUUUGUACCUCUAAGAUGCCCCUAGCCGCUUAGUUUUGCCUUGCUGCUCUGUUAAGUUAUAGGUUUUUAAUUGUAAUUUUAUACUGAUACCUAAUUUUACAUAUGGAUAUGUAGCAGACACAAUAGUUCCGUCGCGAAAAAAUAAAAGACGUCAACUUAAUCGGUUCACCAUAA